AUGAUUAAUAUUCCUCCUCGUUUCUUUUUGUUUCUAUUACAAAAGGCUUCACAUAGACAGGAGGAGGAGAUGUUCUCGCUUCCAACAACAUCUAAUACAGCCACACCGUCACCUCCGUCGUCGACAACAACGACGACGACAACAUCCGUUCCGGCUCCUGUGGCAUCUGCCGAGAAGACGCACGGAAUAGCAAUCGAUGAGCCGUGGCUCAUCAAGCCAUUCUAUUUAUUCUCGAUCUUCGCUGAUCGAACAUUUACACCUCAAAUGUUACGUGCUGUCGGUGGUAAUGAGCAAGGAUUACAACAAUUCUUGUUUCGCUAUCCAUCAUUAUUUACAGUCAAUAAUGAUACUGUAUCAGCUAAUAGUGCAACACCAGUACGCACAAUAAAUUCAUCGAAAUCUCAUCAUACGAAAAAUAAAUCCACAGUAUCAUCCGCCUCGACGAACGAGGCGAAUGAUAAUACUGGUGGAACAGAUAUUAUGACAACAUCAACAUCAACUAAUAAUAAUGAAACAGUAUGGGAUGCAAAAACAAUGCGAGAAAUCGAACAAGAAGCAAUAAAUUUUUUUAAAAAACAAUUAUCAAAACGUGAAGAAGAAUGGUUACCAAUUGUUAGUGUUGCUGGACAUGCAUCACAAGCAUCUGCUGAUGUACGAAAAUAUGUUGGACCACAAAAUGAAUUUAAAAUCUUUCUUUCACGUUAUCCAAAUAUUUUUAUUGUUCGUGAAGAUUUUUGUGGCCUUAGAGGUAAAGCAGAUAUACCAGGUGUACCAUUUCCACCACCUUCACCUCCACCCAAACGACGUGUUGCACUAUUAAAUAAUAACAUCAUUAAUACUAAUGGUACUAAUUUAAUGUUAACACGUUCGACAUCAUUUAAAGCAGGUACACGACCUAUAAUAACAAGUGGUAUGACUACAAGUAUGAAUAAUGGAUCAGUACCAAGUACACCAACAAGUACUAUUAAUCCAUCAAUGCUAUUAUCAUCUUCAUCAUCAUCUUCAUCAACAGCAACAAUAGCAACAUCAGCAAGUCGUAAUUCAUCUCAACGUUUAACACCUAAUGAAGUUAAAGCUGUACAUUAUGUAAUGCGUUUACUACAUAAAAAUGGUCAUGUUUUACUUCAAAAUGUACCUGGAUUAAUUGCUCGUGCACCUGAUCAUCUUGUUCAAACAAUUGGUUUUACACGUGAAGAUUUAAUAACAUUUUUUAAACGACAUAACGCAAUAUUUCAAUUACAUAUUGAUGGUACAGUUAGUGUUAAAUCGGAUGCUGCACGUGCAUUAUUAAAUAAAACUGACAAUACACAAAUAUCACCCACAUCUAUAUCAUUAGUUCAAUCUCAACAAUCAACAUCAAUAACAGCAGCAGGUGUUGUUAUACGUAUAUUUCCUAAAUAUGGUAUUUUAAAUAUGGAUAAUAAUGAACAAGUUUUUUUUGAUAUACAAUCAUGUCAUUUUGAAACAUUUAAUGAUCUUACAUGCGUUCUUAAUCCCGGCGAUACUAUGAAUUUUAAUGCUAUACUUGGUCCAAAAGAAGGUUCAACAAAAUGGAAAUCUUUAAAAACUUGGCCACGUCAAAAUAAUCGUCCUGCUCAAUUAAUAACUCCUAUUUCAUCAUCAUCGUCAUCACAUAUUGCUCAUUCAACAAGUGCAAAUAAUUUAUCAUUAAUUACAUCAGGUAAUGGUGGUUAUAUAUCACCUCCAUCAUAUGAUCAUUAUUCAACAAAUCAACAAUAUCAAAAUUCUAAUCCGUCUAACGGAUACGCACCUAUUGAUCAAGAUUUAAAUGCUUAUCAAAUGUCUAAUGAUACAAAUGGUGGACUUGAUGAAUCGAUUGAUAAUAAUAAUAUCAAUGGUAAUCAAUCACCACCACCAAUGUCACUUAUUAAUUCGACCGGUUCUAAUCGACAUAGUCGUCUUUGUUUACCACCAUUAGAUGAAGAACAAUGUCCAUUACCAAAAAUGGCUGGUGGUCUUGAUGCUGAAGUUCUUCGACGUAAUUUACAACAAGUAGCACGACGUAAAAAUGCAAUAUCAUUACGUGAACAAGCUGAUGAAACAGGUCGAUAUGUUUCUCAAGGCUGUCAAACAACAUCAACAGGAGAAAUUUUAGCCACAAAUAUACAUAUCGAAUAA
Molecule: messenger RNA, 2139 nt
Organism: Adineta steineri
Lineage: Eukaryota; Metazoa; Rotifera; Eurotatoria; Adinetida; Adinetidae
Source: the annotation of a GenBank genome assembly